Molecule: messenger RNA, 1260 nt
Organism: Cimex lectularius (bed bug)
Lineage: Eukaryota; Metazoa; Arthropoda; Insecta; Hemiptera; Cimicidae
Product: tetraspanin-9-like
Exons: 5
Coding region: 241-951 (236 amino acids)
Cellular component (GO): membrane
Source: RefSeq, a predicted model, not a curated record
UUAUCUUUCUUUACUGGCGUCUGGCACUGGCAGUCCGAUCCGAACUUUUGUCCUCCAGGAGCAGUACGUAUCGUAAAUCAUAACGGGAAACCUGCCAGUUCGGAAAUUAAAGUGCUACAGUUCACUUGGAGUGUUAUCGCUUAAUCUGCUGCUGACAGUCUUCCGUGCCAAGUCGUUCAUUAACAAAUACAUGACUGUCGUUUGUUGAAAAUUUAAGACUCGAUUGAUAAAGAAACUGCGAUGUUGGAAGAAAUCGGUUCAUCACUGAGACGGUUCAGCUCCGUCACAGUCAAAUACACACUUUGCCUUUUCAAUCUUAUCCUCUUGCUUAGUGGAGUGACUCUGUUAUGCUUGGGAAUUAUUAUUAAAGAAGCGUACAAGGAAUAUGAGCCAAUUGUUGAUGACUCCUACUUUUCGGCCUCUACUUUACUUAUUACUGCUGGUUCCCUUUUAUUUGUCUUUGCCUUCUUCGGAUGCUGGGGAGCGUAUAUGGAGAACUACCAUUUACUCAUUACGUACAGCAUCAUGAUUGGAUUAGUGUUCCUAAUUGAGAUCGCUGCAGUUAUCACCGGCUACUCCUUGUCGGAAAAACCAGAAGAUAUUUUGUUCAAAACACUCAACACGUCUUUCCACACGCAAACUAAUGUAUCAAAAUUGUUUUGGGGCAAAAUGGAGACAAUGAUGGACUGCUGUGGCAUCAAUAGUGUCGAUGACUAUACCCCGAUGAAUGUCACUGUUCCUGGAACAUGUUGUCAUAGGGCUUACAAUGAAACUUGCCCUGGAAAUGCGACUUACUCCCCUGGAUGCUUUGACAAAGUAAAGAAUAUGAUCGAAAGAAAUGCACUGACAAUUGGUACGGGAGCUUUGAGUGCAAUAUUGUUACAGAUUAUUGGAAUGUUCUGUGCAUUAUGCUUGGCCAAGUCCAUCAUGAAUUCAUACGAGACAUUGUAAACAUCAUAUCUCCUAACAAUGAUGUCUGAUUUUAAAGAGACUUAUUAUUAUUUUUUUUGUUUAUGUAAUAAAUACUUUUUUUAUUUGAGUCUACAGAUUCUCUCGAAUGACUUGAAAUGUAAAUUGUAUUUGUCCUUAAAAAUUUCUUGUCAUCUAAUUUGUGAUAUUAAUUCACUAAAUUGAUCUUUUUUUGUUGCUAAAUUAUGUGUAAUACUUUUAUACCUAGCUACCAAAUUAUCUUUUAUAAUUGGAUAAGAGUACCAACAUUUUUGUUUUUGUGUGUAAUAAACAUUGAUUUAAACCCUUAAA